AGCAGCGAGCGCCCAGCCCGGCCCGGCCCCGCCAGCCGCCCCCCAUGGAGGAGCAGCCCCACCACCACCAUCACCACCACCACUAUUACUACUACGGGCACCACCACCACCACCCGCAGAGCGCCUACCUGCCGCCGCCCGACGGCCGAGCCCAGCCGAAGCCGCCGCUCCGCCACGAGCACAAGCACGGCGGCCCGCAGCACACGGAGGCGCCGAAGCGGAGACCAGGCUACGGAGAGCUAAAUGGUAACGCAGGAGAACGAGAAGUGUCACUAAAGGGCCUGUGCUCUGAUGAAGCCACCGCCCCAGGAUCCAGGGUGCCCAAUGGCAGCCAGCAGCUCGUAGAUUCUAAUGUCACCCCAAAGCAGACUGUGAAGGCCAGUGCUUUGGGGAAAGCUGGAAUCAAAACCAAGAACUUCAUUCAGAAAAAUAGCAUGGACAAAAAGAAUGAGAAGUCCUACGAAAACAAACACAGAGAAAACCAGACCUCAGACAAGCCGGAGGGAGUGUCUGUUCCAAACGGCGUGGUAACCAAUAAUUCCAGCUACAUCACAAAUGGCUACGUAGGCAAAGGGGCCGACAACGAUGGUAGUGGCUCCGAGAGUGGAUAUACUACACCUAAAAAACGGAAAGGCAGGCGCAACAGUGCCAAGGGCUGUGAGAACUUGAAUCUAGUACAGGACAAAAUAAUGCAGCAGGAGGUCAGCGCACCGACCUUGAAACAGGAACUUGAGAGUUUCAAGCCUGAUUAUAGUGAACAAAAGGGGAACCGAAUUGAAAAUACUAAGCCUGUUUGGAAAUAUGAGGCUGGGGCUGGUGGAGCAGGCCGGGGGAAGCCCGGGCUCGGGGAUGUACCGCGGAAAAACUCUGAUGCCAAACCUGGGAUUAGCAGCAAGAAGUUUGAUGACCGGCCCAAAGGGAAGCAUGCAUCGUCGACUACAUCUAAAGAGGACUCAUGGACCUUAUUUAAACCACCCCCAGUUUUUCCAGUGGACAAUAGCAGUGCUAAAAUUGUUCCCAAAAUUAGUUAUGCAAGUAAAGUUAAAGAAAACCUCAACAAAGCGGCUCAAACCCCAUCCACGUCAUCCACGUCGUCCUCAUCGUCUUCAUCAUCUGCUGGGGAAACUCAGGCCCAAACAUCAAAUCGACUGUCCCAAGUCCCCAUGUCUGCUAUGAAAUCUGUCACUUCUGCCAGCUUCUCAAACGGGCCGAUCCUCGCGGGGACCGAUGGAAGUGUGUAUUCCCCAGGGGCCCAGCCACUGCUCUCCACUGCUGCUAGCACUGUACCAUCGACCUCCUCCUCCGAGUCAGUACCCCAGGACACGAGUACAACUUCGACAGCCCUCGAACAAAAGAAAUCUGGCCUUUUUAUCUACCCUUCAAAUAUGCAAACUGUGCUCCUGGGGACAGCGCAAGUCGAUUUCCCUUCACAGACGAAUCAGCAGAACCUGGGGGAUAUCUUCCAGAAUCAGUGGGGCUUGUCUUUCAUAAACGAGCCCAGUGCUGGACCUGAAACCGUUGUGGGGAAAUCUGCGGAUAAUCAGUUAAUGGAAGUGACAUUUCAAGGGGAAUAUCCUGCCACUUUGGUUUCACAGUGUGCUGAAAUCAUUCCCUCAGGAACUGAACAACCCGUGUUUCCUAAGGCUUAUGAGCUGGAUAAACGGACUAGCCCUCAAAUUCUUAGUGCUGUUCUUAAGCCUGGGACUGCUGUUGAGGGUGGUGUCUUAGCUUUGGAGUCGCAUCACACAGGUGACCUACAAAAGGCAGACACCGGUAGCCAAGGUGCUUUAGUGUUUCUUUCAAAAGACUAUGAAGUAGAGAAUCCUCUGGCCUCUCCUACGAACAAUUUGCUAGCCUCCGCCAAAGAACAGAGGUACCAGAGAGGCCUAGAAAGGAAAGAUAGCUGGGGUUCUUUUGACCUGAGGGCUGCUAUUCUAUAUCACACUAAAGAAAUGGAAGCGGUUUGGAAUUUGCAGAAGCAAGAUCCCAAAAGGAUAAUCACUUAUGAUGAAGCCAUGGAUCGCCCGGAUCAAUGAAGGUAGCAAGACAAGACUGCCUGUUAUAACCUUUCUGCAGCAUUUGUGCUGUUCAUGGGGGACAAAAAGGCUUUUAUGCUCCUUCUAAAUCUUCAGUGCAGCAGAGGAACCAUAACUAGAAUCACAGGAUAAUAUAUACAAAUAUAUAUAUAGUUAUUUAAAAAUGGCAACUGAAAGUAAUUAGACUUCUUAAGGAAUCUGAAAAUUUAUUUCAACGAGACUACACACGUGAUUAUUUAAUCUCCGGUACUGAAUAGAUUUUUUUUUCAUUUUUGUUUUGUUUUGUUUUUGUUUAAAGAGUGAAUGCAAGUGAUUAAGGAAUACAGACUCAAUUACAAGCCUGGUUUCAAAGUUCCUGCUGUCGUCUACAUGGGCAGCAGCAACCCACUGGAGAGGCAUUUCCACUUGACAAGGUUUCUGUUUCUUGUUCUGUGACUGUAGUGACACACUAAUCACAGGGAAAUCAGGAUGAUUCACCAUCCUUCAUCUCCUCUUUCCCUUCCACCUCCCCUGUUUGGUUUUGUUUUUUUUUUUCUUUUUUUUUUUUCUGAUUUGUUUUCCAUUGAAUGCUGGAGAAACGCCUUGAAGUUUGCAGAGUUUUGUUUUUGUUUUUUUUUUUUUUUCCAGAGAAUUAUAAUCCGCAUGUUUUACCAGGAGUAAAGCAGCAAUCUUAUGCUGGUGAUAUUGUCUUAAAAGGAUCAUUCUGCUGAGGGAAAAAUGGUAAUACUGCAGUUCUAGGAUGCAUGGUGAAGUCACACAGUUGACCUGGCUCCUGUUACAUGUUGGACUAUUGCAACUGAAGAGUUACUUCAUUUUAAAAGACAACAUGGAAAAAUAAGCAAUCUGUUUAGGCAUUUAAUAUGGAGAAAAAAAAAAAAAAAACAACAAAAAAAACCACCCACUGUUCCCACAGUUUAAUGCCAUUGUAUUACUGGGAGCAAGAAAAAAAAAAAAAGACAAAAAAAAAGUAUCUUCUGCUUUCAACUGUAGGUGCUUCAUAUUUGCUCUGUCUGUCUCCUAACACUAAAUGUGCUGGAUUUUUUUCCCAUUUUCAUUGGAAAACUGAAGAGGAAUUGAGUUCUGCUAACUUUCACCCUUCUUGAAUUAUUUUUUCUCUUUAAAAAAUUUCAAAAUAACAAAAAAAUGAAAAAAGUUUAAAAAAAAAAAAAAAAAAAAAAAUGGGAAUUUGAAUCCUUUUCGAUUUGUCCAUAGAACGCCAAUGGCUGGGCUUCCUGCCCCUUGGAAAUGCUCUUUUAUAUUUUAAUGCAGUCUGUGUAUUUCCGGGCUCUGCUUCUAAUUAUCUCUUAAUAAAAAUAUAUUUUAUUACAAAAAAAAAUGGAGGACUUAGGAAUGAAAAUAAUAAUAUAAAAAAAACAAAAAAAAAAAAAUCCCAGGGAAAGGAAAGCUUCCUAGCAGUGGUAGGGAAGGCUGAGCAGAGUGCAGGCUCCAGCUGUGUAACCCCUCUGUCCCAUUGCAGCUUGUGUAACGUGUCCCAAUCUUCUGGGGGUCGGGUAGUUUUUCUGGGUUUUUUAAAAGGUGGAAAGUUCACAGGGUCCAGUGCAAGAGUGAGAAAUGAAUAAAGCAGAAAUGGGUUUGUUGACCAGCCCCAGCUCCCCAUGUAGCCAGUGCUCAUCAUGGGUGUUGGUGGCCUGAUCCUGGCUCCCCAAAUCAGCAGCAGUUGGUGUCUCCUGCAAUGAGACUGGACCCUCUGGGGCAUUAGGAGGAAUAGAUAAACCCCAAACUUUGGAAUACCCUCUGUGCUUUGCUUAGAUCUGUCCAUCAAGCCAUUGGGGUGCUGUCCAGGCACCAGAGGGUCCCACAGGGCUCCAUCCUCAGCCCAUUUCUCUCCAACAUAUCAUUAACAACCUGGGUUCAGGACUCAAAGAGAUACUAAUUUUGCUGACACGCUAAACUGGGAGGAACUGUUGACACCCUCAAGGGCAGAGAGCCCUCAACAAAUUAGAGAUGGGCAAUCACCAGCUGUAUGAAAUUUAACAAGGACGAGUGUCGGAUUCUGCACCUGGGAUGGGCAGCCCUGGAUAGGCUGGGAGGCUGGAGAGCAGCACCAUGGAAAGGAAGCUGGGGAUCCUGGUCCAUGGCCCAUUGGCUCUGAGUCAGCAGUGCCCUGGCAGCCAGGGGGCUCAGCAAUGCCCUGGGGGGCACCAGGCCCAGCAUGACCUGUCCUGCUCUGCUCUGCACAGCCUCACCUCGAGUUCCUGGGGCAGUCCUGGGCACCACAAUAUAAAAAAGACCCCUAUUAGAGUGCAUGCCAAGGAGGCCAUGAGGAUGGGGAAGGGUCAGGAGGGGAAGCCUUAUGAGAUCACUUGGUUUGUUCAGCUGGAGAAAAGGAGACUGAGGGGAGACCUCGUUGUGGUCUUCAACAUCCUCCCAAGGGGCAGCAGGGAGGCAGGUACCAAUCUCUUCACUCUCAUGACCAGUGACAAGGAAUAGCCUGAAGCUGAGUCAGGGGAGGGUUGGGUUGGAUAGCAGGGAAAGGUUCUUCACCCAGAGGGUGGUUGAGCACUGGAACAGGCUCCCCAAGGAAAUGGUCACAGCACCAAACUUGUCGGAGUUCAAGAAGGGUUUGGACAAUGCUUUCAGGCACAGGGUGGGAUUCUUGGGGUGUCCUGCACAGGGCCAGCAGUUGGACUUGAUGAUCCUGAUGGGUCUCUUCCAACUCAGAAUAUUCUAUGAUUCUAUCGCUUUCUAUUUUUUUUUUUCCUUUUUUUUUUUUUUUUUUAGUAGGAGUAUGUAGCAUGUGGUUUUUAAAUUGUUUUUAUACUUUUAAUAAGAUUGUUCCUGAAUGAGACACUUGAGUUCAUGGUGGGACAAUGAAAUUGAAAUUCUGUACCUUGUGUAAGACGCUCGCUUUCUGCCACGCUUAAACAUUUGACUAUGGAUUGCCUACUCCAUUUGAUGUAUCCAAAGCUAUAUAGUAUAAUACUGAGUGUGAUACUAUAUAGUUAUCAUGUAUUGUAUCAGUCCAGGUUCAGAAAUGUGUGGUUGGCCAGUCGCAAAUAGUUCUGUUUCACCUAUAAACUUGUACCACCUCUGCAGGUGUGUGUAACUUUGAGAUGCAUAACAUGUUUACAGAUAUGCCCGACAUCUAGUCCUCUGACGUUUCUAUUUUUAAUUCUGUUGAGUCUCCCAACUGCUUGCCAAAAGUUGGAAUUGCCUCCAGCUCCACUGCUGAAGACCUGGGGCGUUCCUGAGCUUUAAAGUGUUGAACAAACUGGAUAGUGGGGCUGGGAAAAUGAAGGUGGAAGAAAUGUUCUUUUUCCUUUAUUAUUAUUAUUAUUAUUAUUUUCAAAAACUUGAAGGCUAAUAGCAAAGUUUCCAGUUUGUUUUACUGGCUUUAAGGCUCUGCUGUGUAUUUAUUUGCCUUGUGUAGUCACUUGUCGCCUUAAGGGCUGGGUUCCAUUAAAAAAAAAAAAAAAGACAAAAAAAAAAAGACAAAACCACCCUGUUUUGCUUCCCUGGGGUCUGUGCUGUCUUGUACCCUGCCCCAGGUCUGUGCUUGGGGCAAUGCAGGAGUUGAGCAGCACUAACCCUGCGCCUCUAGAAAGGUCUGAGUCUUGCUGAAUAUUUGAGGACUCUCAUCUUGGCCUAGUCCAAUCUGUCACCUGAAUAGCAAAAGAAAUGCUGAGAGAAGCUGGGUUCACGUGAUGGGUUGGAUUCCCCCUGAUGCUCAUCUCUGUGGCUUUGCCUCGCCAGCGGGACCCAUCCAGAAACACCCUCGGCAGCACCUUCUCUGCUGUAUUUCUGACCAUCCUCUGUUCAGAUGUCUGUCUGUCUGUCUGUCUCCAUGAGCUCCACGGCGUGUGCUCAGCGCUAAGCAGUUAGGAAUUCCUCUCUGAGCUCCUGUAGCUCCGGCUCCCUGGUAUUUCUGGGAUAGACUAUUGCCUAGAACCAGGCAGGACCAUGGAAGGAACUUCCUCGUGCUGUCGUGUAACUCACCCUGUUGCUGUCUGCAGUCCUCCCCAAGUCCUCACACAAUUCUUAACUGAGCACUUAUUAAAAAUAUCUUAAGAUUUAA
Vidua chalybeata is the source of this 6072-nucleotide messenger RNA. RefSeq names its product nuclear FMR1 interacting protein 2 (gene NUFIP2). Gene Ontology annotation, molecular function: RNA binding. The record is from RefSeq and is a predicted model, not a curated record. The transcript has 4 exons. Bases 45 to 2036 code for a protein of 663 amino acids. Gene Ontology annotation, cellular component: nucleoplasm; cytoplasmic stress granule. NCBI's taxonomy places the organism in Eukaryota, Metazoa, Chordata, Aves, Passeriformes, Viduidae.